UAUUAUCGCCAUUAAAACCCUUCUAAAACCUAACUCUUCUUCAUCUUCCGCAAAUAUAAUAAACGCGAGUCCGAAUUGUUUCCUCGUCCCUCCUCUCUCUCUCUCUCUCUCCUCCCCUCCGAGCUAGGGUUUCUCCUGUUUCCUCUUCUCUCCUCUCGACUCGGCAUCGAUGUACGGAGGCGAUGAAGUAUCGGCCAUAGUUCUUGAUCUGGGUUCCUACAGUUGUAAGGCCGGGUACGCCGGCGAAGAUGCUCCGAAAGCCGUAUUUCCGUCCGUUGUUGGAUCAAUCGACCAAACAGGGGCUAAUGAUGAAAUCAAGCCCGAGAGAGACUCUGAAUCUAUGUCGGAUUCUAAAACCGGAGUCAAGGCACUUGAUUCAGAUAAAACUAAACCAAAGCGUAAGUUGUAUGUUGGUACACAAGCUUUAGACUACAGGCGCGAUCACAUGGAGGUCAUCUCACCCUUGAAGGAUGGUGUUGUUGUUGAUUGGGAUAUUGUCGACAAUAUAUGGAACUAUGCUUUCAGGCAACGACUGUUGAUUGAUCCCAAAGAGCAUCCUAUACUACUUGCAGAACCCUCUACAAAUAGUCCACUGCAAAGGGAGAAAGCAGCAGAGCUACUGUUCGAGAACUACAAAGUUCCUGCACUGUUCUUGGCCAAAAAUGCUGUGCUCACAUCUUUUGCUUCUGGACGAGCUACUUCCUUGGUUGUUGAUAGUGGUGGUGGAUCUACUGUAGUCGCAGCUGUACAUGAUGGCUAUGUCCUCCAAAAGGCUGUGGCAACUUCUCCAAUUGGAGGCGAGUUUCUCACCGACUGCAUGAUGAAAAGCUUAGAAAGCAAGGGCAUUGUUCUGAAACCAAGAUAUUCAUUUAAGAAGAAGGAAAUCAGCCCAGGAGAAUAUCAGAUUGUAGAUCUUGAUUUUCCGAAUACUACAGAAUCUUACAAGUUGUACUCUACGAGAGCUAUUGCCGGUGACAUAAAGGAAUCGGUAUGUCGAGUCCCUGAUACUCCAUUUGAAGAAGCGGCAUAUGCAAAUGUUCCUAUGACUCCAUACGAGCUUCCUGAUGGCCAAACUAUUGAAAUUGGUGCUGAUAGAUUCAAGGUUCCUGAUGUUCUAUUUAAUCCAUCCUUAUCUCAGACUAUUCCUGGGAUGGAGAGUAUUGCUGAUUCUACUUCGCUUCGCGGCCUACCGCAAAUGGUUAUUGAGAGCAUAAAUAAGUGUGAUGUUGACAUCCGCAGGGAACUAUUCAGCAGUAUCUUGCUUGCUGGUGGCACGUCAUCAAUGCAGCAAUUAAAAGAACGGCUUGAAAAAGACUUAAUGGAGGAGGCUCCUCAAGCUGCACGGGUCAAGGUUUUAGCCAGCGGGAACUCAACAGAGAGGAGAUUCAGUGUGUGGAUAGGAGGGAGCAUUCUAGCAUCUCUUGGGUCGUUUCAGCAAAUGUGGUUCUCCAAAGCGGAGUAUGAGGAGCAUGGAGUUUCCUAUAUCCAAAGAAAGUGUCCUUGAGGGGUAUUGUCACAUUCCUUUAUAUAAGAUGGCAUUUUAUCUUUAUAUUGCCAAAUAGUAGGUGUGACUACACAUAUUUAACCGGAAAGAGGUUCCAUAUAUGAGGACAUAAUGUUCUUUAUCAGGCGUGGGCUUGUUACUGUUUUUUUUUAAAAUAGAUAGGUUCAUCGAAAACUUCUUAAGUGCAAUAUGAUGAUAAUAGGCUGUUUGUAUUAGUGUGUAAUUUAAAAUUCCAUUCUAUGUUUUGAGUCUUUUGUUGUACCAUACAAGGCCAUCUUGCUAAUUGAGGUUCUUUUGUUUGAGGC
Messenger RNA from Ananas comosus (pineapple), 1809 nucleotides. Its product is annotated as actin-related protein 4. The record is from RefSeq and is a predicted model, not a curated record. Gene Ontology annotation, cellular component: SWI/SNF complex; NuA4 histone acetyltransferase complex. The transcript is spliced from 20 exons. Gene Ontology annotation, biological process: regulation of transcription by RNA polymerase II. Gene Ontology annotation, molecular function: chromatin binding. NCBI's taxonomy places the organism in Eukaryota, Viridiplantae, Streptophyta, Magnoliopsida, Poales, Bromeliaceae. Bases 170 to 1504 code for a protein of 444 amino acids.